GAGUGGCUGCACAGACAACGAUACACGUUUCCACCAAACCCUAUUUAUCGUUGGAGUACCGAAUUACAUGUUUUUCCCUCUCUGAUAUUUAGCAACUACCCCCAACCAUCUACUUCCCAUUCUUUUUGAAUGCAUAGCCAGCCCAACCACCUUGAAUAUUUAUACAUAACCUCACCAAUAUUCUUCCCCAAUAUUGUUCCUCUGCACCAAAUUCUCAAUACCCAGAACCUCAUUUUUCACUUUCUCUUUUUCUUUUGUUUCUCUUUGUGCUAAAAUGGCUCCAGCUUCUUUAGACCAUUCCUCCAAUACAGUAUGUGUAAUGGAUGCCUCAGGUCACUUGGGCUCGUGCCUUGUUGAGCGUCUGCUUCAAAGAGGCUAUACAGUUCAUGCUGCAGUUCAAAGCCAUGGUGAACUGAGAUUGGAAGGACUUGCUUGUGAAAAGAAGGAGUUGAAGAUUUUCCAAUCUGACCCAUUUGACUAUCAGAGCAUAAUUGGUGCUUUGAGAGGUUGCACUGGCUUGUUUUAUACCUUUGAGCCUCCCCAGGAUCAACCCACUUAUGACGAAUUUAUGGCAGAAGUGGAGGUAAGGGCUGCACAUAACGUGCUUGAAGCUUGUGCUCAAACAGAGACAAUUGACAAAGUAGUUUUCACUUCCUCCAUCACUGCCGUUGUUUGGUCGAGAAACAAUCCAAACUCUUCUUCUUCUGAUUUGGAUGAAAGACACUGGAGUGAUGUCAAUUUUUGUCGCAAUUUCAAGUUAUGGCAUGGCCUAUCAAAGACGACAGCGGAAAAGACCGCGUGGGCCUUGGCAAUGGACAGGGGUGUCAAUAUGGUGUGUAUCAAUGCGGGCCUACCGCUUGACCCUGAUUUGUCCAUCGAGCACCCUUAUCUGAAAGGAGCGGCUGAGAUGUACGAAGAUGGCACAUUCGUGACCGUCGAUCUCGAUUUCUUGGUGGAUGCCCACAUCUGUGUUUUUGAAGAUGUCUCAUCCUACGGUCGAUAUCUUUGCUUCAACCACGUCAUCAAUCGUCCUGAGGAUGCUUUGAAUCUUGCUCGCAAGUUGAAGCCCUCAGCGCCUUCACACCCUCAAAGCUAUGAGCAGGAUAAGAAGAUCAUCCAACAAAAAAUCAGCAACAAGAAAUUGAACAAGUUGAUGGUCGAUUUUGAGAGUGGACCCACAAUGGAAUGACGUGUAAUUUCCAUGCUUUAUUUGGUGGUUAUAACAAGCAUGUAUAAUCAAGAGUGUUUUUAGCAUAAAAAAAUAAAUAAUCAAUAGUGUUUUCUUCAAGAAAAUGAAAAUGACAAGAAAAAGCACAUUUACUGCAUUUUUACUUUGUACACCUUUUUUUUCUCAAUAGCCAAAAAGGACAACCUUAAAAAAAAAAAAAAAAAAACAGAAGGAAAGAAAAGGGUUGUUGCAAGUCUAAGAUCUCCUCUAAAUUUAAAGGUUUCCAAUAUAUCUCGAGUUUUAUUAUAUAUUACAAGUAAUUAUUCAUGGGA
Messenger RNA from Ziziphus jujuba (common jujube), 1500 nucleotides. Its product is annotated as cinnamoyl-CoA reductase-like SNL6. The record is from RefSeq and is a predicted model, not a curated record. The transcript has 5 exons. Gene Ontology annotation, molecular function: 3-beta-hydroxy-Delta5-steroid dehydrogenase (NAD+) activity. Gene Ontology annotation, biological process: steroid biosynthetic process. Lineage: Eukaryota; Viridiplantae; Streptophyta; Magnoliopsida; Rosales; Rhamnaceae. Bases 275 to 1189 code for a protein of 304 amino acids.